AUGGCAAAUGGUUAUGGUAGGUGCUUAUGUGAGUGGGGGAUAAAUAAGAUCUUCACUGUCACAGUUGAUAAUGCAAGCUCCAAUGAUGUGACAGUAAAAGAAUUGUCUAAGCAAUUAACAAAAAUGAGAACUAAUUUGAUGAACGGUAAUCACCUUCACGUGAGAUGUAUGGCUCACAUCAUGAAUCUUGUGGUCCAAGAUGGUUUAAAAGAAUCUUCAGUGUCUAUUGAAUGUGUUAGGCAUGCAGUGAGAUAUGUUAGGCAGUCUCCUGCGAGGUUGAAGAAGUUUCAAGAAUAUUUUGAUGAUGAACAACUCAAUUGUAAAAAAAAUUUGUGCUUGGAUGUUCCAACUAGGUGGAAUUCCACCUACUUGAUGUUGCAUAGGGCUGUUGAAUUUGAAAGUGCAUUUUCACAUUAUGCAUCUAGUGAAAUUGACCUAAGAUAUUAUCUUGAGCAUUCUUAUAUUGAAGUUGGAAUUCCUACAGGUGAACUUUUGAGUAGUGAUUGGGAGAAUGUAAAAAGAAUUACAAAGUUUCUUGAAAUCUUCUAUCUUCUUACUUUGAAAAUAUCUGGAUCACGUUAUGUUACAUCGAAUAUUCAUUUUCUUGAAAUUUAUGCGGUUGCUGUUUAUUUGAAGCAAUUGAUAGCAAAUGAAGAUACAGUCUUAAGUGAAAUGGCAAAGAAGAUGAAGGAAAAGUUUAAUAAGUAUUGUGGUGAUCCAGGGAAAAUGAACAAGAUAAUUUUCAUCUCAUGUAUUUUGGAUCCACAUUACAAGCUCGAAUCAAUUGGUUAUGCACUUGUAAAGAUGUUUGGUGAAGAUCCGGGGGCAACUAUACAAGCAGAAGUGAAGAAGUACAUGACUUCAUUAUUUUGUGAGUAUGUAAAGUCCAGCUCAAAAGGUGUCGUGCUUGCUUCAUCUUCAUAUUGUUCUUCAUUGGACACUUCUACUUUCGGGCUUUCUGACAGUCAA
Messenger RNA from Nicotiana tabacum (common tobacco), 969 nucleotides. Lineage: Eukaryota; Viridiplantae; Streptophyta; Magnoliopsida; Solanales; Solanaceae. The record is from RefSeq and is a predicted model, not a curated record.